GGGUUCAGAGUGUUUGCUCAGGCUGAUGCGGAGCCUGAUCUCAGUGUGACCGUUAACGGGUUGAAGAUGCCGAACCCGUUUGUCAUUGGGUCAGGCCCGCCAGGGACCAACUACACCGUCAUGAAACGGGCCUUUGAUGAAGGUUGGGGGGCCGUCAUCGCCAAAACGGUAUCUCUGGAUGCUGCAAAAGUUGUAAAUGUAACCCCCCGAUAUGCCAGAUUACGGGCAGGAGCUAAUGGCUCAGCCAGAGGACAGAUUAUAGGGUGGGAAAAUAUUGAACUGAUUAGUGAUCGGCCUCUGGAAACAAUGCUGAAAGAAUUUAAACAGUUGAAAGAAGAGUAUCCAGACAGGAUACUUAUUGCUUCGAUCAUGGAAGAAUACAACAAAGCUGCAUGGGAGGAACUCAUCGAUCGAGUUGAGCAAACUGGAAUUGAUGCUAUUGAAAUCAAUUUUUCAUGUCCCCACGGUAUGCCAGAACGUAAGAUGGGUGCUGCAGUUGGCCAAGAUUGUGCAUUGUUGGAGGAAGUUUGUGGAUGGAUUAAUGCAAAAGCAACUGUUCCCGUUUGGGCUAAGAUGACUCCGAACAUCACUGACAUUACACAGCCAGCUAGAGUUUCUCUGCAAACAGGAUGUGAAGGGGUCUCUGCAAUAAAUACAAUCAUGAGUGUCAUGGGAAUCAAUCUCGACACGUUGAGACCAGAGCCUUGUGUAGAGGGAUACUCGACGCCUGGUGGUUAUUCGUCAAAGGCAGUCCAUCCUAUCGCACUUGCAAAAGUGAUGAGCAUUGCACGGAUGAUGAAGAACGAAUUUGGAGACGAAGACUAUUCACUUUCUGCUAUUGGAGGUGUUGAGACAGGUGGUGAUGCAGCAGAGUUCAUACUUCUAGGAGCAAACACUGUUCAGGUCUGCACUGGUGUUAUGAUGCAUGGAUACGGUCUUGUAAAGCAGCUUUGCUCCGAGCUGAAGGAUUUCAUGAGAAAGCACAAUUUUUCAUCCGUAGAAGAUUUCAGGGGAAUUUCACUCGAUUAUUUCACCACUCAUAUGGAUUUGGUGAGAAGGCAACAGGAAGCCAUUCGCGAGAGAAAGGCCAUUAAGAAAGGUUUGCAAUCUGACAAAGACUGGACUGGAGACGGCUUCGUCAAAGAAACAGAGAGCAUGGUUUCGAAUUGAUUCGGUAAAUACAGUUCUAUCCUCACCAUUGUACUUUCACAAAAAUAAAUAGCUUCGGCAGCUGUACUCCUAGUGUGUGUGUGUGUGUGUGUCUGCAUGCACGCACAUCUGCCCCCCCACCCCCCCUCUUUUUUUUUCGUUCCGCCUGUAAAAUGCAUUUCUUCUAUGUAUCAACAUGUACAGAGAAUUAAUAAUUUGACCUUUUGAUGAA
Messenger RNA from Sesamum indicum (sesame), 1381 nucleotides. Its product is annotated as dihydropyrimidine dehydrogenase (NADP(+)), chloroplastic. Gene Ontology annotation, molecular function: uracil binding; NADP binding; dihydropyrimidine dehydrogenase (NADP+) activity. Gene Ontology annotation, cellular component: cytoplasm. The record is from RefSeq and is a predicted model, not a curated record. Gene Ontology annotation, biological process: uracil catabolic process; thymine catabolic process. Lineage: Eukaryota; Viridiplantae; Streptophyta; Magnoliopsida; Lamiales; Pedaliaceae.